AUGGAAGAAAUGGGUUCGAGUCAAGUGAAAAGCAAUUCCAAAUCCAGUUUGAUAGAGAUGGUUUGUAAUGCUGUCGUGAACCUAAACGAAACAAAUGGCUCUACUCCAAAGCAAAUAAUGGGCUACAUAGAGAGUAACUCACCGGACCCACACCCAACCAAGGCUCAAGUAAGAGCUGCACUCAUGUUUGCACUGAGAAAUGACCAGCUCGUCCGAACAGAAUUGGGAAGGUACAAGAUAGGAGAAAAUGAAGAAGACAAGUGUAGAAGAAAAUGUACUCGAAUGUGGACUCCAAAAAAGUUGAGCAAGAAAAGAACAAGAAGAUCAAAAAGUAGAUCAAGCUUGUGUAAACCAAGGAAGUCCCGUAUCCAUAGGAGUAGAAGCAGCAGAUGUAGUAGGCCCAGACGUGUUAGAAAGAUGAGCAGAAAAAACAGAAGAUGUGGAAAAAGCAGACGGCAUAGACGUUCCAGGAGUGGGAAAAGAAUAAGCAGACGAAUGAGGAGAUUCGGCGGGAGGAGCAAACGAAGGCAUAGUAGAAGGAGAAGAAGUGCGAAAAGAAGUUGCAGAAAGUCUAGCCAAAGAAGUCAGAGGCGACACCGAAGAAGGGUGAAACGCUGCAGUACUUGCACAAAAAUGUGGACGCCAAAGAUGAUGAGUAAGCCUAAGAGACGAGGUGGAAAAAGAGGGAAGAAAUAUGAGGAGCAGGGGCAGCCUCAACCAAAUGAGGAUACAAACACCACUGCCACCAGUUAG
Messenger RNA from Macrosteles quadrilineatus (aster leafhopper), 753 nucleotides. Its product is annotated as luc7-like protein 3. The transcript has a single exon. NCBI's taxonomy places the organism in Eukaryota, Metazoa, Arthropoda, Insecta, Hemiptera, Cicadellidae. Gene Ontology annotation, molecular function: DNA binding. The record is from RefSeq and is a predicted model, not a curated record. Gene Ontology annotation, cellular component: nucleosome. The coding region runs from base 1 to 753 and encodes 250 amino acids. Gene Ontology annotation, biological process: nucleosome assembly.